AUGAAGCCACUUCCUCUGGAUCAACUCAGCACCUCUUCUGCACCGAAUAAACCUUGUUCGACGUCGAGGAAAUGGAAUGGCACUGUACUUGAUCCUUCGGCCACGAAUGAGUUCCUUGUCUUCUCUUCGCCCAUGUCUCCCAGCUAUGGCACCUACUCGUUAUAUGGUCCUGCAAUUCGAGGCCUGAAUGCCAGUGAGGUCAGCUCCGUUACUCUAUCUCUCGAAACCGAUUCCGUUGAACUGCCGCUGCCUAAAUUGUGCCUGAUGACGGCAGGCUCCGUUGGAGGAAGCAUCGGCCCAGAAAUUAUCCGUUUUAUCAUUGCCUGGAACGUGAUCCAAGCCGUCGCAUUGGGCAUCCUCUCUGCUAUCAUCCUAACGGUUUUAUUCUCCCCCAUUCGCCGUUCUGCAACGUGGAUACUGUUUGUCUCGUCAGGAAUCGUCACUGCGGCGAGUUAUCUGCUUCUCGUGAUGCGCCAAGUAGGGCCAGAUCCUCCACGUACCCUCUGCGUCAUACAAGCCAUGCUUGUGUAUGCAUGCCCACCAUUCAAUGCUGUUUGCGCGUUUUCGUUCAUGUUGCAGCUACUUGUUGAUAAGAUCGCUCAAGCACUCAGAAACCGCAUCCUCGACAACAGAUUCACCCGUGGCAACUCGAUUUUGGUUCUGGCUGCCCCUUUCGUCGUUUUUGGUGCUAUACCCCUCGAGGUUUCCUUAUUCACCUCCACGACCCGUCUAGUCUCACCAGAGAUCUAA
Cyclocybe aegerita is the source of this 750-nucleotide messenger RNA. The record is from the annotation of a GenBank genome assembly. NCBI's taxonomy places the organism in Eukaryota, Fungi, Basidiomycota, Agaricomycetes, Agaricales, Hemipholiotaceae.